This is a messenger RNA of Molossus molossus (Pallas's mastiff bat), 3041 nucleotides long. It is a transcript of the gene ELFN1, whose product is annotated as extracellular leucine rich repeat and fibronectin type III domain containing 1. Gene Ontology annotation, molecular function: protein binding. Bases 444 to 2924 code for a protein of 826 amino acids. The record is from RefSeq and is a predicted model, not a curated record. NCBI's taxonomy places the organism in Eukaryota, Metazoa, Chordata, Mammalia, Chiroptera, Molossidae. Gene Ontology annotation, cellular component: plasma membrane. The transcript has 2 exons.
GCAGAGCUGCCAGCAGGUGCCCCCUCCCCGCUGCAGUGAGCCCACCAUGCUGACCGCCUGGACUCAGCUCUUCCCGCGUGUCCGGCAAUGAGAUGUGCGUGACCCCGAGGAGAGGAAGCCGCUAGCCUGUCCCUUGACGUGCCGGGUCAUCGGCGGGCCCUGACCCAAAGGACCCGCUGAGCUGGAGGCACAGGGAGGAGCUGUCCGGACAUCCAGGCCGAUGGGGAAGGAAGCCAUGGUGGCAGCAGGACACAGUGGGUGGACGGCGAGAGGUGGCCGGCCGUGACGAGUGCUCCCUCCCAGCUCUUGCUGUGUGACCAUGCGGCCUGGGACAGGACGCGCCUGAGAGUGUGGGCGCCCUCCCCUCCUUCCCUCCGGGCUGCCGCCCAGCCCCCACCGGUCCCCUGGGCAGGCGGAGCGGGGUCUCCCGCAGGGCGGUCCCCAUGGCCGGGCGGCGGUGGGGCGUGCUGUGGGUGUGCGCGCUGGCGGCCACGCUGCUGCACGGGGGCGGCCUGGCCCGCGGCGACUGCUGGCUGAUCGAGGGCGACAAGGGCUUCGUGUGGCUGGCCAUCUGCAGCCAGAACCAGCCGCCGUACGAAGCCAUCCCACAGCACAUCAACAGCACCGUGGUGGACCUGCGGCUGAACGAGAACCGCAUCCACACCGUGCAGCACGCCGCGCUCAGCCGCUUCGGCAACCUCACGUACCUCAACCUCACCAAGAACGAGAUCGCCUACAUCGAGGACGGCGCCUUCUCCGGCCAGUUCAACCUGCAGGUGCUGCAGCUGGGCUACAACCGGCUGCGGAACCUGACGGAGGGCGCGCUGCGGGGCCUGGGCAAGCUGGAGUACCUGUACCUGCAGGCCAACCUCAUCGAGGUGGUCACGCCCGGCGCCUUCUGGGAGUGCCCCAACAUCGUCAACAUCGACCUGUCCAUGAACCGCAUCCAGCGGCUGCACAGCGCCACCUUCGCGGGCCUGGCCCGGCUCUCGGCCUGCGAACUCUACAGCAACCCCUUCUACUGCUCCUGUGAGCUGCUGGGCUUCCUGCGCUGGCUGGCGGCCUUCACCAAUGCCACGCAGACCUACGACCGCAUGCAGUGCGAGUCGCCGCCGCAGUACUCCGGCUACUUCCUGCUGGGCCGGGGCCGCCACGGCCAGCGCAGCAUCCUGAGCACGCUGCAGUCCGUGUGCACGGACGGCGCCUACCUGGCCGAGCCCCACCUGCUGCCCGAGGCCCGCCCGGUGCCUGGCCGCUCUCAGCCUGGCCGCUCUCCGCCCCCGCCACCCCCGGAGCCCAGCGAGGCCCCCUGCGCCGCCGAGGACUGCUUCUCCGGCGACGGCACCACCCCGCUGGUGGCCCUGCCCACCCUGGCCACGCCGGUGGAGGCGCGUCCCCUCAUUAAGGUCAAGCAGCUGACGCAGAACUCCGCCACCAUCAUGGUCCAGCUGCCCAGCCCGUUCAACCGCAUGUACACGCUGGAACAUUUCAACAACAGCAAGCCGUCCACCGUCUACAGGCUGACCAAGCCCCAGCAGGAGAUCCGCCUGCCCAACCUAGCCGCACUCACCAACUACACCUACUGCGUGGUGUCCACCAGCUCCGGCCUGCUGCACAACCACACCUGCCUCACGCUCUGCCUGCCCCAGCCGCCCAGCCCGCCGGGCCCCGUGCCCAGCCCCUCCACGGCCACCCACUACAUCAUGACCGUCCUGGGCUGUCUCUUCGGCAUGGUGCUGGUGCUCGGCGCCGUCUACUACUGUCUGCGCAAGCGUCGGCACCGGGAGAAGCACAAGACAGCGGCGGCAGCGGCGGCCGGCAGUCUGAAGAAGACCAUCAUCGAGCUCAAGUAUGGGCCGGAGAUGGAGGCGCCCGGCCUGGCCCCGUUGUCCCAGGGCCCGCUGCUGGGGCCCGAGGCUGUGACCCGCAUCCCAUUCAUGCCUGCGGCUGCCUGUGAGGUGGAGCCGUACAAGCUGGUGGAGAGCGAGACGCCCAAGGCCAGCAAGGGCUCCUACAUGGAGGUGCGCACGGGCGAGCCCGCCGAGCGCAGGGACUGCGACCUGGGCCGGCCGGGCCCUGACAGCCAGAGCUCGGUGGCCGAGAUCUCCACCAUCGCCAAGGAGGUGGACAAAGUCAACCAGAUCAUCAACAACUGCAUCGACGCGCUCAAGUCCGAGUCCACCUCCUUCCAGGGCGGCAAGUCGGGGGCCGUGUCCACGGCCGAGCCCCAGCUGGUGCUGCUGUCCGAGCCGCUGGCCGGCAAGCACGGCUUCCUGUCCCCCAUGUACAAGGACGCCUUCGGCCACGGCCUGCAGCGUCACCACAGCGUGGAGGCCGCCUCGGGGCCCCCACGCACCAGCACCUCGUCCAGCGGCUCCACGCGGAGCCCCAGGGCCUUCAGUGCCGAGGCCGCCAGUGCCCACAAGGCCGCCACCCCCGAGCCCAAGUACAUCGAGAAGAGCUCGCCCGCGGCUGACGCCAUCCUCACUGUGACGCCCACUCCCGCGGUGCUGCGGGCGGAGGCGGAGAAGGGCCGCCAGUAUGGUGAGCACCGGCACUCGUACCCGGGCUCCCACCCCGCCGAGCCAUCCUCGCCGCCCGCGCCCUCGCCCCACGACAGCCUGGGCAGCCGCAAGGCAUCCAUCCUGGAGCCGCUGACCCGGCCGCGACCCCGCGACCUGGCCUACUCGCAGCUGUCCCCACAGUACCGCCACCUGAGCUAUGCCUCCAGCCCCGAGUACACCUGCAGGGCCUCCCACAGCAUCUGGGAGCGGUUCCGCUUCAGCCGGCGGCGGCACAAGGACGACGAGGAGUUCAUGGCGGCCGGCCACGCACUGCGCAAAAAGGUCCAGUUCGCCAAAGACGAGGACCUGCACGACAUCUUGGACUACUGGAAGGGCGUGUCAGCCCAGCACAAGUCCUGAGCCCUCGCCGUGCUGCACUGGACUCCCGAUGCCCACUGGACCAAACAGGACACAGACCCACUGUAGCUCUUGUGACCCAGAGACUCGUGCGCCAAUGCACACGCACACACAUGCACG